GUCGGGCUGGCGCCCAACCAGACGGAGGUGCUGCUGGGCUUCAAGGCGCGGCAACAGCUGCAGCAGCAACAACACCAGCAGGAGCAGCAGCAGGGCAGGAAGGCAGGUCGGAGAGGCCGACAGGAGGAGACGGCGCAUGCAGGGCAGGGAGGCGGCGAGGCCGCGAUGGAGGUAGACGGGGCUGAGGUGGGGGCCCCAGCUGCGGGUGGCCCAGGUGCUGCUGCGGCGGCGGCGGCGGCGGCGGCGGCGGCAGCGACGGCGCUGCCCGGCGCUGCUGUGGGUCCAGCGGGUGGGCCUGGAGCUGGUUCCGGAGCGGCGGCAGCGCAGGAGCUGCCGGAUGUCGAGAUGGCGGAUGGGGGUGCGGCUGCCGCUGCUGCCGCUCCUGGCGGUAAAGAGGCGGGAGGAGCCGGCAGGGCCGCUGCUGCUGCCGCUGCAGCAGCAGCCACGCUGGCAGCCGCAGUGCAGCACGGGGCCGGCGGUGAUGAGGGUGAGGUCCACAGCCAGUCGACGGAGGGAGUCCCCAUUGAUGACGAGGAGGAGGAAGAUGACGCCGGCAACGCUAAAGCCGCCAAUGGCAAUGCCACCGCCAACGGCGGUGAUGGUGGGGGCGACCGCGCCGCCGCCACCGUCCAGCCAGCUGACGGCGCCGGCAGACGUAUCAGCCGGUGGUGCCCUCCGGACAAGGUCGCCGCCGCAAAAAAGGCCUUCCCUGUCGUACUGCAAGAUCUCCAGGUGGGGCAGCUGGUGGACGUCCUGCUGACGGCGGCGCCGGCGACGCCGACGGCGGGUGCCCCCACGCCUUCCGCCUCCCAUGCCGCCUCCGCUCCUCACGGCAGUGCCAGCAAGGCGGGCGGCAGCGCGGCAGGGAAGGGCGGCGCGGGCGGGGCAGGCAGCAACGGCGGUGCGCAGGGGGCGGAGCGGUGCGAGCGGGAGGCGGAGGCGGGGGCGCUGCAGUACGGUGUGUGGCGGGAGGGCGGCAGGGUGACGGGGCGGACGGAGGAGGGGCUGUUCAGGGUGGAGCUGGGCGCGGGAGGUGGCGUGGCACAGCUGCCGGCUUGGAGGCUGCGACCGGCCUUUGCGCGUGGCGCGCACAACACACGUGGCAGGCUGGAGGAGUGGAAGGAGGAGUGGGGACGCCUACCCCUAGAGGAAGGCACCCUGCUUCAAAUGCGCGAGACAGGCCCAGACGGCGCCCCCGUGUGGAAGCCGGUGCGGGUGCUGGCGCUCGUCCGGAUGUACGACAGGGCCGCCCGGUUCCACUGGCGGGACGUACGGGAGCACUUGCCGGCGACUGCUGCCCCUGCCACCAUCGGCGGGGGUGUGCAGGGCUGGGAGCGCGCGGGAGCCUGGCGGUGGCGCCAGGCGAGGGAAGGCGGUGCAGCAGCAGGUGACCCCGAAGACACCCGCUCCACCGACUCCACGGCAGGCGAUGCAGCGGGCUCGCAUGCACCAACAGCAGCAGCACCGACAGCAGCAACUAGCGCUGCAGCACCCUCGGCAGCGGCGGCAGCAGCCGCCUCCGCCGCCGGUCAGGAUCAGUCACGGGAGUCCGAACCUGCGUCCCCUGCUCCCGGUGCCCGGCGAGGGGCCGCCAUCGUGGAGGGGUACGGCGAUGCUUCCUACGUUAACCACCUGCAUGGGCGAGGGGGCCAGCCCUCGGAGCAUGCUGCCGCGCAUGCAGCCGCAGGCGGUUCCGGAGCCGCUUCAGUGGGAGGUGGACGGUACAGCGGAGCGUACGGCGGGCAUGUGGAACCCACAUUCGUACGGUUGCUGUACCUGAACGAAGUACGGCAGCGGCAUGGCCGGGGGAAGCUCCGGCAAUUGGUCGCGCAGAUGUGCGUCCGGGAGCUCUUCACUUCCCGCCAGGCCAGCCCCCUGGUGUGCUGGGAACAGGAGCCGCAGCAGCCGCAGCAGCAACCGGCGCCGAGCGAGCCACUCAAGGGCACAUGGCGGCAAGUGUCAGCAACCGCCGUCGAAGGCCAAACUGCCAAGGAGGUGUCGUGCCGCGUGUUGGACUUCUGGCUGUGCCAGCGCCUGAAGCAGCUGCAGGACGCAGCGCACCCUGAUGUCGAUGAGGAGCGGCUGCGGGACCAGCUGGCAAGGGAGGUGGCGCGCAGGCUGAGACGGCGGUCCGAAGCGCACGUACCCAACACGCACAGGUUUUUCGGCAAGCCGCGCAGGAUCCGACAAGUGUUCGAGGACGUCAGGGGCGGUGGGGAGGAAGCCGAAGAGGGACGCGGCGCCGACAUGGCUGACGACCCCGCUGGCAAUCGCAAGCGGCGGCGGAGUGCGCCUGCGCAGGUGCAUGCAGCCACCAGAAGAGCGGCGGUGACCCAUGGGUCCGACGACGAUGCCGACGACCGCGGUGGCGUGAAUGCGGGCGACGUCAUCGAGCUGCUGUCGGACGACGACUCGGACGAGCAGCGAGAGGGCGGUGCCGGCGGCAAGGCCGGCAGGGGAGGACGCGGCGGCGGCGGCGCCCCUCCGGGUCCCAGCGGCCGCCCCCCCAAGCGCACCAGGUUCAGCGACCCCACUGCACGCAAAGUGGUGGACAAGCAGAGGGAGUGGGACCGGCGGCAGCGGGAAAUGAAGAAGCUGCGCCACCAGGCUCUCAAGAGGCGGGUGGCGCUGGAGAGGGGCGUGUCCGCCGGCGACGAGGGCAGCCGCCCGCUCUUCGACGACCGCCCGCUGCCCCGGAUCGCCGCCUGCUUCGCGGCGCACCUCAAAGGCCACCAGCUGGCGGGUCUGCGCUUCAUGUGGGAGAACCUGGUGGACAACCACCUGGCGGAUGUGAAGACCCAGGCGGAGGCGGAUGCGGCGGGCGGCUGCAUCCUGGCUCACUCCAUGGGGCUGGGCAAGACCCUCUCCACCAUCGUCUUCCUGCACAUGUUUCUGGGGCAAAACAUGACGGGGGCCACCAGCGAGCAGGGCGAACAGGAGGACGGGCCCGACGAGACCGACGAGACCGGCGAGACCGGCACCGGUGAUGGUGAUGGUGACGAUGACGGUGGUGGUUGCGACGGGUUGCGGGGCCGGCGCCGAGCGCUGCUGGUGGUUCCCGCCAACGUGCUGUGCAACUUCUACUCGGAGUUCCACACCUGGCUGCCGCAGCCGGGCAGCGCGGAUGAGGCGCUCAGCCGCCUCAUCUCCAAGAAGGUGCACCUGGUGAGCGGCGACGUGGAGCGGGCGGUGGGUCGCUGGCGGCGGCAGAACGGCUCCGUGCUGCUCAUCAGCUCCACCACCUUCGCCAACCUGGUGCUGGG
Astrephomene gubernaculifera is the source of this 3263-nucleotide messenger RNA. Lineage: Eukaryota; Viridiplantae; Chlorophyta; Chlorophyceae; Chlamydomonadales; Astrephomenaceae. The record is from the annotation of a GenBank genome assembly.